Molecule: messenger RNA, 4716 nt
Organism: Mollisia scopiformis
Lineage: Eukaryota; Fungi; Ascomycota; Leotiomycetes; Helotiales; Mollisiaceae
Product: RdRP-domain-containing protein
Exons: 5
Coding region: 230-4690 (1486 amino acids)
Biological process (GO): siRNA processing
Cellular component (GO): nuclear RNA-directed RNA polymerase complex
Molecular function (GO): RNA-directed RNA polymerase activity
Source: RefSeq, a predicted model, not a curated record
CGAUCUUACCACUGACAAUUGACAAAUCGAUCAGGCCAUCAGUCGGUAUCUGCAACUACCCCGAUCGCCAAGCAUACCUCUUGAUUGACUUCGCACACUCCCAACUCUUCUACCCUACUUUAGUGAUCUGCUUGGAGUACAAAACCUUUCCACAUCUCGGAGAUGUCUGCAGUACUAGCUUGAUCAAUAACCAAGUCUCCUCAACUUCAUUGACAUCUGCCAGGCUCUGAUGUUGGAUCUACCUACUUCUUCCCGAGGUUAUCUUACAGAAGCCGCAGCCAUGUAUCAGACCAAUCAUGGUUAUAAAAAUCAUAACAAAAUCGCUCCUGCGUCUCGCCCUCGUGGCAGCGUUCUCGCAGGUCCAAUAGUAGCUCUCAAGCCUACCUUCGAAUGGAGCAACUGGGAUGAGUUGACCGUCAUCAUCAGAGACCUUCGACAUGAUGAAACAACAUACAACUUGUGGCGAAACUUUAGCACGCAAGGUGAGAUAUCUUGGAUUGAUAUCACCGAUAGAGAUGGCAAUAAGAGCGGCACUGCGAAGGUCAGGUUCUCUCCGCCUCCGCGAAAGCCUUUCUGGACCGAGAAGGGAGGCUGGUAUCUUGUCGUGUCCUCUAAAGGAGACGAAUAUUACUCUGUCCACGUUUCUCUCGUGCAAAGACGGGAAGGUGGACUUCGGAUUCGGAGCCCACUUAAGCCCCAGGUCUCUUACGAGCCUUCUAUGAAGAUGUAUGCUGGAGCACUACACUUUGGAAUCAUGAUCGACAAACAAUCUAUGAUGCCUCAUCAUCAGCUUACUCCCACGGAAUCAAAUGAUCUGUGUUUCUGUGUCGACCUCCGCAAGAGUCGCAUCGUUGCCACUUUCAACGUGGAAUUCAACGAUCCAGGAUCUCCACAAACUACUAGUGAUUAUCAGUACAACGCUUUCCACCGUGUCAACAAAUACCGAAUCGAAAUUCCCUUCACCCAAUUGAAGACUAUUCAUCGACUAGAGAUCAACAAGGGCAAGGGCAUCUUUGGUUUGCUCAUCACACUGGAUCACCCUCCUCAAUAUUAUCGAAAGCGCCAGGAUGAGAGAUCUUGUCACUCUGAUGAGCAGGUCCAAUGGAACGAAUACGACACGUGGUACCGUCAAACUGAUCUUGUUUAUAAUCCAUACCUGCUCCAGACUGCCAAGGUGACUCUCCACAAGGAGCAACCAGUCAUCGAUAUUGGCCGUUGGACGACGUAUCUCUUCGAAUUCAGUGAACGCAGAGAUGAGACAGCUUUGUUUGAGACGAUUAAACAAGCACUUCAAGACUACAACAUUGGCAUCGUCCAGAUUUCACCUCCAAAAAAGAUUCCUGCGCGCCCUGCCGAGCUAUGGGGGUUGAUUGAUCCACCAAAGUCAGAGCAAGCUUCUGUUGAGCUGUCGUCCUUAGCUGGCGCUAUGGCGUUGCCCUUCGAAGUUAGGUAUCAACUGGAGGUAUGUAUUUCACACGAGUAUAUCAACGAGUACAAUAUCUCUGCUCCAUUCGUGAAAAAGCUCGCAGAUCUUGCGGCCCAAGAUCCUGCACAGGCAAGAAAUAUUAUGGAAUACGUCGCAGGCCAGGACAAGCGCGUCUACAACCCUAUGUCGAUCUUCGAUGAUCCCGAUGCAUUAGCGUUCUCGGCAAAGACUGAUAUUCCUCACUACUGCGCCUACGUUCGGAAAGCUACUAUCACUCCCAGCACCAUCUAUUUCAACUCUCCGACCGUUGAAACCACAAAUAGAGUACUGAGACGUUAUGCUCGUGAGAAUCUGGACGGUAGAUUCCUCAGAGUACAAUUUACUGAUGAGUUGUCUGAGGGCCGUAUCAACGCAUGUGCCGAGAAGCAGAGGAACGACGAACUCUUCACGCGUGUGUACAGAACUUUGUACAAUGGUAUCCAGAUCGGAGACCGCCACUAUGAGUUCUUGGCAUUUGGUAAUUCUCAAUUUCGUGAAAAUGGCGCAUACUUCUUCUGCCCAACAGAGCAUCUAUCCUGCAACGACAUUCGUCAGUGGAUGGGAAAUUUCUCCCACAUCCCUGUAGUCGCAAAAUACGCAGCAAGACUGGGGCAAUGCUUUUCGACUACGAGAGCAAUCCCAGGUCUUUCAGCUCCCGACAUUAUCAAGAUUGCCGACGUUGAAAGAGGCGAGUACUGCUUCACAGACGGAGUUGGCAAGAUAUCACCAUUUCUUGCUAAGAUUAUCGCUGCAGAACUGAAGGUCCGUGCUCCGACCGCGCCCUCCGCUUUUCAAUUCCGUCUUGGAGGCUGUAAAGGCAUUCUCGCUGUCUGGCCCGAGGCAAAGGAUAAGGAGGUACAUAUUAGGAAGAGCCAGCAGAAAUUUACGGCAGUCUACAACGGUCUAGAGAUCAUUCGCUGCGCUCAGUUUUCUUCUGCUACGCUCAAUCGGCAGACAAUCACUAUCUUGUCCUCACUUGGAGUUGCGGAUGAAGUCUUCGUAGACAUGCUUACUAAACAGCUUGCGAAGUACCAAAGCGCUAUGCACAACGACGACGAGGCAGUAGACUUGCUGUUGAGAGAGAUUGACGAUAAUCAGAUGACAAUCAACAUCGCUACCAUGAUCCGUAAUGGUUUCAUGGCAAAGAGAGAUCCAUUCGUCAUGUCUCUGCUUCAUCUAUGGAGAUCAUGGUCUAACAAGCUGCUGAAGGAGAAAGCUAGAAUUACCGUCGAUAAUGGUGCGUUCGUCCUUGGUUGCGUUGACGAGACUGGAACACUCCGAGGCUACACGAAACCCAAGAUUGCCCAUGGCGAAGAAUUUGCCGAGGAAGAUCUGCCUCAGAUCUUCAUCCAAGUUCCCGAUAAGGUCGAUCGAAGCCAAUACAACGUGAUUGAAGGUGUUUGUUUGGUUGGACGAAAUCCUUCGUUGCACCCAGGAGAUCUAAGAGUUGUCCAAGCUGUCAAUAUUCCUGCGUUACAUCAUCUUAGAGACGUCGUUGUAUUCCCCCUCGGCGGAGAUCGAGAUAUUCCGAGCAUGUGUUCUGGUGGAGACUUGGACGGAGAUGACUUCUUCGUUAUCUGGGAUGAAAACUUAAGACCUCCUGAGUGGAACUGUGAUCCUAUGAAUUACACUGCCCCCAAGCCAAAGGAGCUUAGUAAGCCAGUUGAGAUCACGGAUCUAAUGAAGUUCUUCGUCCGCUUCAUGAAGAACGACUCUCUUCCUACCAUUGCACAUGCACAUUUGGCCCAUGCAGACUUUCAGCAUAUGAGCGUCAAGGAUACGAAGUGCUUGGAACUCGCCGCAUUGCACUCGAAAGCCGUGGACUAUGUCAAGACAGGGGAUCCCGCUCAGAUGCCUAAGCGACUGAGACCCGGAAAAUGGCCCCACUUCAUGGAGAAGAAGUUCAAGUCCGAAAGUCAAACUUACCACUCCAACAAGAUCUUGGGUCAGCUUUACGAUAAGGUAGAGACCGUCAAUUUCAUACCCCAAUGGCAAGAACCCUUCGACAAGCGCAUUCUACAGGCCUACAGUUUGAACGAUGCCACCUUGAAGUCAGCUCGCCAAGUAAAAACUCAGUACGAUACUGCUAUGAAGCGUUUGAUGGCGCAGCAAGAUGUCAGAACUGAGUUCGAGAUCUGGUCCACGUUUGUCUUAUCCAAACCUCGUGUAGGUAGUGGUUAUAAGCUACAGGAGGAGAUUGCCAGACUAUCCGAGGGGCUGAAGGACCAGUUCAGAGCUGUCUGUAGGCACAAGGCGGGUGGCGAUGAUUUCGACGUUCUUGGACCAUUUGUAGCUGCCAUGUACAAGGUCACGAAGGAAGAAUUGGACAUUGCGUUGGCUGAAUGCCGUGAUACGAAAUUAGUGAGUGGUCAGCAGGUUCCGAAACGCAAGAUGGAGCCGAAGUACAUGCCCUUGAUCACAUUCCCAUGGCUCUUUGAGAAGGAGCUGGGUCGUAUUGCUACCGGCAUUGACGCCUCUGAUGAGUUGGAGGACCUGGGAAUGGCAACUGUGUCGAUCCCAGGACCGUCCAAGAGAAGACAUGGAGGCACCCUCCUCGAUAUGGACGACUUCAUCACACAAGAAGAUGGUGUCAUUGUUCACCGAGGCGAGGAGCUUGACUUGUUCCGAAAAGGCCAUGACUCCGACGACGAAGGCGGCAUUGAUGAGGCGCACAUCUUCGAAGAUGAUCACUUACUGUUUAUGGGUCGAUCGGGAGAGGCAGUCCUGGCAACAGAAUUUGACAUGUCUAAUCCUACUCCCGAUUAUCUAUCCGGCGGUACAGGUGUGGAGGAUGUCGUGCCCAGAACCGAGCUCGAGGGCUUGAUUGAUCCCCACCAUGCUGCUCAAGUUGCUGAUGAGUUUCAGGCAGGCAGCAAUUCUCCUCUCAACGAUUGGCACUUUGUCAAAGAAUCUCCUGAUUUCUUGACUGGCUCCGAUGUUGCUGUUGGUCGCAAAGAUAGAAGUCUUGACAACUUCGAGCUUGGUGCCCAACUCCAUCGGGAAGAGGUUGCCGAUCUGAAGAAGCCCUUGGAGGAAUUGGCAGAUUUGAUGGAUUUUCCAGAAGUCCAGGAGGAAGAUGUCAAUAUCGACCUGCAUGAUUCUCCGCUGGAGGAGCUUUCAGAGUCGGUACCUAGUGACAAGGCUGUAGAUGAUGAGGAAGAAAUUAUCGACCUUGCCAUCGAAGAAUCCGCUUUCGAGAAAUUGGCUCGCGCCUUGGACUCUUAGUUGUUCCGUUGCCGAACCAGCCCUGG